Molecule: messenger RNA, 825 nt
Organism: Cladocopium goreaui
Lineage: Eukaryota; Dinophyceae; Suessiales; Symbiodiniaceae
Source: the annotation of a GenBank genome assembly
AUGAUGGUGAGUGCCUGCAUCGUCUUUGACGUGGCCAUCUAUCCAUUGAUGAUUUAUUUUCUCUUCAUCGAUGUCCCGGACUUUCUGAAUUCUCCCUCUGGACAAGAGGAAGAGAAUAUGGUUCUCUUGAUCAAAUUAGCGGCCAUGUGUGGCUUUACCUUCGUGGUUUGCAUGUAUCAAGUGAUCCUCUUUGACUUAUUCGGGCAACACUGUUCUAGAAUGCGAGAAGCCUUUUCACCAUCGAAGACCGUCCCCUCUGCCCCGGCGGAGACGGACAGAAGCGAUGAAUGGAAUCAUAGGCACGAAGAGCCUGGCCACGGCAUACAAUCGCCUGGGCAUCCUGACCUCCAUGAAGAGGCCACAGCAAUGAUGCUCCCGGGGGCAACGUCUCCAUCAAGAAUGCCAGUGAUCGAAGAAGAUCCCUACACAGCGGGUGCUACAACAGUGCAAGUGAACUUCCAAAGAGGGGGAGCUCGGGCUCAGAGCUUGAACAACAUCGAUGAGCGCGGAAAAGGACAGGCCUUUGUCCAGAGAUUCCACUCCGAAGAUCAUGCUCCGGGUUCAAGAUCCUCAUCUUCGAUGGUAGAGCCCGUGGCAACUUUGGAUGGGCGGUGUCAUGUCUGUUCUAAUUCCGCAGACAUGGCCAGCUUGACGACUCUCUCUUGUGGACAUCUAGUUUGCAUGAACUGCCGCCCAUCCAAAAAGGGCGGAGCUUGCCCGAGCUGUAGAUCCACGGCUGGCAAACACCAUGAGAAGUCGGUGUCCUUUGAUCGAGAGACGGUCUUCACCUACAUAAAGCAAACUCCCGUGCAGACCCCCAGGUGA